UUUGUUAUUCUUUCACGAUAAUGUGUUGUAUAAUGUCAAAUGUGUGUGUGAGAGAAAGAAAGAGAGAGGUGUAGUUUUUGUAUUCCACCACUAGAUGCUGCUGUAGGGUACUCUGCCAUGACGUCACACCAGGAAGGAGUUCAGCACCCCCACCUGGCAGCUACUACGACAACCACUCUCAUCAGUGCUCCACGUGUGUGUCUGCAUGUUACUGCUGCCAAGAUGAGCUGCACAUGGAAGUGUAAGAAACCCCUGUUAUUGUUAUCAAUCCCAACAUUUGUACAGCAGCCAUUUUAGCAGAAAAAGCACAGUAACUGAUCACAUUAAUGAUGACGACAUGGUCCUCCUAAGGUUUCUUACAACCAAACCAAUAACAGACAUUUAGAGCCUAAUGUACCCUUAAAAAUUGAAAUGAUCAACUGUGAUUGCAGCGUGUUUUCCAUACAACAUUUGCAUUUGGUUGUAUUUUGGUUAUAUUUUUACAACUAAAAGAGAACGUUCUGAGAGGUUUGUAUUUCAACCCACUUCAACAUUUUUUUAGAUACUGUUAUAAAAGGUGUGCAGUUGUCAAAUUAACCUUUAGGUUAAAAGGUUAUAUCUUACCUUUUUUUUUUUUUACAGACAUUUCAAAUAUGAACCACAGAGGAAUAUUAUUGAUACCCCGCUUUUUCGAUUUGUAUAUUUGGGUUGGUGAAAUUAGUCAUUUAAUAAAUAUGAAAAUAAAUCUUUAAGGAGUAAUUUGUUUACUUAAGGUUGUCUUACUGUCCCAAUCCAGUCAGUUCAUGUGAGUCAGGACAGUGUGACAGUGAAACUUGAGGAAACAAAAUGGAACUCAGCCAUCAUUCAUUUGAUGAUUCACACACUUUGACCUGUCAAAAUGGCUGCUGUGUAAAUGAGCACUACACCCAUGUUCACUGUGUGACCUUUAUACACUUGUAUUCAUUGAAUUUAGAGAGUAAUGCACAGUAUUUCUGACUUAUUUCUCCACAAUGAUGUAGCUGUGACAGUUUAGUUUUCUCAGCAGUAGGUGAGUGGUGCAGCUGUCCGUAUGCUCAUAUUUACAUCGAUGCCACAUGCAAAUAAUUAAACUGUGGACUCGAAAAGUCUGAUAGUCUUACGGGCCUUUGUUGAAUAAAUUCCCGGCGAAAAAAAACAAAAAAAAAAAUUCUGAGUCUAAUAUGAAACUUUGUAAGGGUGGAAAAUUUCCACCAACAUUCACAAGGAGGUUAUACACACACGCACCUCUUUUUCAUGACAUUUACUGUCAACCAGUGACAAUAUAAUGACCUUUAUUUCAGGUUGAGAUUAGGAUGUUUAUGCUAUUGAAAGUUGAUUUAUAUUCAAUUAAAAAAAAAGUUUUCUUUUGAUCCCUGGCAUUUUCACAAUUCCUCUUUUCCCUUAUUACUUUUAUGAUGAUUAUUAUAAACUUCCCACAGUAAUUUCCAAUGUGUCAAGACCACACGAGAGAGCACAUUGUGUCUUUUCUGAAUAAAUGUCCCUUUAUGUGUUUGUUCCCCUGGUAAGUACGGGCAUGAAGGAGAAGUGUGAGUGGUGUUUUUUUUAAUUGCACUUUCAAUGUCAUGGUGGCUGCUUAAACUCCAUUGAUAACUCAGCCUUUCACCGCCACUGAGAAACAAAGAAAAAGUUCAUCUGGAUUUAUUUUUAUUUGGUUUAAUAAGGAUUAAAAUAUCAUUUGUUAGGUCCUGAAAAAACGCCUGAGGUCACUUGAGGUUUAGAGUAAACUCAACAACAUAAUCAACAUCAUAAUCUUGUAUUCUUUUUUUUCUUCUUCUCCCCCUGUAUUGUGUAUGCAUCCUAGUUAAAACAUAAUUUGACUAAUCAGCUUUUCCUCCUCAUUCUGUGUUUUCUUUUUACAGACUCCACUCGUGUUUUUUGGACGCCGUUAAAUGCCAAGUAUUAGAAAUGUCUGCCCUUGCUCAAGCUCUUUAAAAAAAUCGCUGUGAUGGUAGAACAUGUUUUUGUGUGGGAGGACUGUUCUGCCAAGCAAAGCUGUUUUGGUCCUGAUUUUUUCUUUUUUUUUCUUUUUCAUCACUAGAAAAUCAAGUCCUCUCACGACCAAAUGCUACCUCAUGACAGGGCAAACAAGAAAGUAAUACACAAGCAAAGGGGCACGGCGGCUUUAGACUUGGACGUUUAUGCAUCAAUCAAACACACAAAAGAGGUGCAAUUCUUCCCGACAACACUGUGUACUAUUGUGAAUAUUUAACCUCGUCAAGCUGUACAUUUUCUAUAAGAUUCCCCAUGAUUCAAUGAGGGAAUUCUACAGGUGUGGGUCAGGGGAGCCCCGUCGGCAUUUCCUCAAUGCCCAUGAUACCACACGUCGCCUCACCUUACGCUGCAGCUGCUGUGGUGCAAGCAAAGCAGAGUGUGAUGGUGCAGCUCUGGAAAUUACCACGAGGUUUAGUGAAUGUUCGCGACCCAGUCAUCCAUGUUCAAGUUCAGGGAUGCGCUGUCUCUUGAGGAUUCAGUCGAAACAGGACAUCUCAUGUGUUGAAAAAGAGGAAGAGGGGACUGGCCCCGGUGCCUGUCUCACACACACACACACACCACAGUAAUGACACUUAAUUUAACUUGCACCCCUUAACCCUAUCUGAGCCCUAAUCUAAUUGUAGCCCGACCCUGAGGAAAGAUAAUCGCAGAAAGAAAUUGAAUUAAAUGACUUUAUUUGGUGCAACUAUUUGGGUAAAAUUAAACCAAAGUUUAAUAACUUACUUUAUAUUUUCAAGCUUAUAUAUUUAUAUUAUUGUGUACAGCUUUAAGUACAGUUUGUGUACAGUUUUAUUCUUUUUAUUCGUAGGUACCGUUUUCUGUAUUCUAAUCUACUUCACUUCUUAUUGUAUUUACCUUUAUUUCCAUCUUUGCUUUAAAUUUAGAUGAUCAUUUUCACCUUGUUUUUAGCACAAGAGGGGGACGAGUAAAGAAAUCUUGCAAUGAAGUUACGUAAAAGUGAGUUCACGUUAUUGCAGAACUGAAUUUCAGUAAGUGUUCCCCUCAUUUCUUAAUGUCAGUGUAAUCCUUAAACGACACCUUUAUCACCACAAUGCCCAAAUGUCCUCACAAUUGUCCUCAAAACCACAGAAAGACGUAUGAAUACUCACACAUAUGUCAUGAGUAAAGUUUAUCUCUCGGUUCAGAGGAAGGGUGAGUAUUAGAGACAGGUGAUAUCCACCCAUAUUUAUUCUUAUUGUUACUUAAAGUGCCACUGUGUUGUUUUUCUGGAGUUUACAAGAUUAGCCUUGGGUGUUUGAACUUUCCAUCAGACAUGUGACUUCCAGUCUAAUGCAACUUACCCAAAUUCUUACCAGAAGCCACAUCAGAUACAGAUAAUUAGGUAGACAUCUAGUCUCACAGUGUAUAUGUGUCAGAGAGAGAGAGAGAGUGAGAGAGAGAGAAGGAGGAGGGACAGAAAGAGACAGAAAAAGAGGAAGGAGUCUCAUUUCUCACAGAGUGGUAAACUUCUGAGCAACUUGUUCUGCCACACGGACUCUCUCUCUCUCUCUCACACAGACACACACACACACACACACACACUCUCUCUCUCUCUCUUUCACGCACACACACACACACACUCGUAUACGGCACACACAUCCCCAAAAAACACAAAGCAGAAGUGGAUAAAGACACAAGGUUUCAGUCACUGCAGUCAGCGAUGGCUCAGGGCUCUGACAGCAAUGACACAACUUACAAGUCCCCUUCACCUGGUAGCAGGCCGAGCUCGUCAGAUGAUGCAAAGAAGGUGAUGCGGCGGGAGAAGAACAGGAUUGCUGCUCAGAAGAGCAGGAUGAGGCAAACUGAGAAAGCUGACAAACUACACUUGGAGAGCGAGAACCUGGAGAAGGAGAACGCGGCUCUGAGGAAGGAGGUGAAGCAGCUGACCGAGGAGGCCAAGUAUCUGUCGUCUGUGCUGAGCAGCCACGAGCCUCUGUGCACCGGCCUGGCCCCUCAAACCCCCGACCUCCUCUACCCCGCUCACCAUGGCAGCUACCACCAAGCUCACAUCACCGUACCACACUACCAGCACUGACCCAAGUGAGCAACGAAGAUGGCCGAAGACUUGCUGCCAAACAGACGACUGACCUCAAUGGAGAGACACUGACCGGUGACGUGUCUGUAAAUGUGAAGCGUCGUUCAAAACUGAUCGAGGAGUGAACCUGAUGGACUGAUGUGACCGCCAAACAAUGACAGUGGAACCCAAACUGUAACACGCAGUGUUCAAAUGUAUUUAUUUUCCUUAUUUGCUAUUGUCUGACUGGUACCAGUGAUCUGUGUGUGUGUGUGUGUGUGUGUGUGUGUGACCUUACAUGACUAGAAUUAUACAACCAGUCUAUGUUUACAUCAGGCCAAAUGACCAACUUACUGUACGUUCAGAUGACUCAAUCGAUCAUUUUGUGAAUCGCUUCAUUUAGUGUCAUAUUACCUUGUGUUUGUGUGUGUGUGUGUGUACAUGUGGAAUAAUGCUCAGGAGCUUUUUUUUUUAUUGUUUUGACAAAUGUGAUUGUGGACAAACAGAAUGUAUCAUCAAGAUCCUGUACACUCAGAUGUACCAAAAAAGGAAUGUCUGGCUGUGGCCGAACGGGACUUGGAUGCAGCAGAGAUAUUUAUUAAAUGCGAUGCCAUUUGGGUGAGAGGUUGUUCUUCCUGCCUUUAUUCUGUAUCCUCUGUGUGGACAGCAGUGUGUGUGUGUGUGUGUGUGUGUGUGUGUGUGUGAAUGUGUGAAGUAUGCACUGAUAACAUUGGGACGUGGAAAAAAAAUUCACUUUCAUUCAGUCUCUCUAGAUGGCACUGUUUACUUGUGAGGAAGACAAAGUUACAAUAGCUAAAGUUUUAGCUUAAGCAAAGAGAUAAUCACUUCUGUGUGGGCAUACGUAUUUAUAUUAUUAUGUUGUGUUUUGUUUUUGAACACAGCUGAGGCUUUUAUGUCAUGUUUUUCUUUUUUUGUUUGUUUAAAUUUCAUGUUUGCCAUCAUUGGUGGUCAAAGUUCAUGACCUAUGUUUUGGAAAUUUUAAAACUGGGGCAUGGAGUUAUAAUAAAGUGAUUAAAAAAUGGUUAUGUUGUGUUUAUUCAGGGUAAAGUUGUCAACAUGUGGGAGAUACUCGCCGGGAAAUGAGAAUUAAUUGAUGCACAUUCGUGUGUGUGUGUGUGUGUAACUGAGUCACAUGAAGUUUUACAGGCACUUCAGUUCAG
Messenger RNA from Solea solea (common sole), 5205 nucleotides. It is a transcript of the gene batf, whose product is annotated as basic leucine zipper transcription factor, ATF-like. The transcript has 4 exons. Gene Ontology annotation, biological process: regulation of transcription by RNA polymerase II. Lineage: Eukaryota; Metazoa; Chordata; Actinopteri; Pleuronectiformes; Soleidae. Gene Ontology annotation, molecular function: DNA-binding transcription factor activity, RNA polymerase II-specific; RNA polymerase II cis-regulatory region sequence-specific DNA binding. Gene Ontology annotation, cellular component: nucleus. The record is from RefSeq and is a predicted model, not a curated record. Bases 3671 to 4045 code for a protein of 124 amino acids.